Molecule: messenger RNA, 668 nt
Organism: Galleria mellonella (greater wax moth)
Lineage: Eukaryota; Metazoa; Arthropoda; Insecta; Lepidoptera; Pyralidae
Gene: mRpS17
Product: 28S ribosomal protein S17, mitochondrial
Exons: 2
Coding region: 119-604 (161 amino acids)
Biological process (GO): mitochondrial translation
Cellular component (GO): ribosome; mitochondrial small ribosomal subunit
Molecular function (GO): structural constituent of ribosome
Source: RefSeq, a predicted model, not a curated record
AUGAGUAUGUCAGUGUCAGUCAGACAAUUGAAUUUUUUCUAAUUUUUUUUAUAUUUACAAAAGAAAUUAUAUAGUUAAUAGAAAUUUGGUAUAAAUUGGAUAAAGAAUUAUUUAAAAUAUGGCUCGAAAUGUAGUAGAAGCUGCUAAAAAGUUUUUAUUGUUAGGCCAAUGUGUGCCUACUGUUAAACAAAAUGCUGCUAAAAUCAGAGUGAAGAGGUUAGAAUUGGAUGAAAAUUUACUAAUGUACUUCAGAAAGGAUGAAUUUUAUUACUGUCACGAUCCUGAUAAAAAAUGUAAAACUGGAGACAUUGUACUUAUACAGGCACUACCACAGAAGCUGACAAAACUCAUAACACACGAGGUAAAGGAAGUAGUUUACCCAUUAGGUGACGUUACUGAUCCAGUUUCUGGUAAAAAAGUGGCAAAAGAGAGGUACAGAGAAGAUAUUGAAAGAGAAGCAGAGUUAUAUGGAAAAACUAAAUCCACAUUUGAUUUCACCAAAGCACCUCCAAGAGGUUGGCAAGAUGGCAAAAAAGAUUUCACUUCUAAACCAACAUACACCAAAUUUCAUGUUUUUGAUGAAAAUGACCCUUAUGCUAUAUAAUUUAUUUAUAUUAGUUGUAGUUUAGUUGGUACAUUGUAUAAGGUUAAUAUAAACAGAUAUAUAU